This is a messenger RNA of Miscanthus lutarioriparius, 429 nucleotides long. NCBI's taxonomy places the organism in Eukaryota, Viridiplantae, Streptophyta, Magnoliopsida, Poales, Poaceae. The record is from the annotation of a GenBank genome assembly.
AUGGGGAUGAGCCUUGCGCAGGCGGUGGCGGCUCUGGUGGGCACGUGCGCGCGGCGGCUGUCGCGGGCGGCACGGCGGCUGCACCACCUGCGCCCGUCGCGGGACGGGAUCGUGGCGUCCUUCUCGUCGCGCGCCAUCGUGCCGUUCCUCGGCGGCGGCGGCGGUGGCGGGGGCGUCAAGAAGGCGCUCUCCUCGUCGUCGAAGUCGAAGAGGAGGAAGGCGGCGGCGGCAAAGGAGGAGGCGGGGGACGCGGUGUGGAGGAAGGAGAUCAUGAUGGGGGAGCGGUGCCAACCGCUGGACUUCUCCGGGGUCAUCUACUACGACGCCGACGGCUGCCGCCUCGCGCAGGCGCCGCCGCCGCGCUCGCCGCUGCGCAGCCCGCUCCCGGCCUCCAUGAAGCUCGCCGCCAACGCCGGCGCCGCGUACUAG